AUGUCUUCCUUCCCCGACCUGAUGAAUGAUCCCGCCUUUGACGGCAGAGAGAAAGGCUUUGAUGAUAUGGAUACCUGCCGUAUAUGCCACGGAGAAGCUACUGAUGAAGAGCCUCUGUUCUAUCCCUGCAAAUGUAGUGGCAGUAUCAAGUUCGUUCAUCAAAGCUGCUUGGUGGAGUGGCUGUCACACUCACAGAAGAAACAUUGCGAGCUCUGCAAGACGGCUUUCCGAUUCACCAAGCUAUACGAUCCACAUAUGCCAGAAACCCUUCCAACACCUGUGUUCCUUAAACAAGCCCUGAUUCGAUGCUUCAGAACUUUAGUAACAUGGUUACGCUUCUUCCUCGUUGGUUUUGUUUGGCUAGGAUGGUUGCCUUGGUCGAUGCGCGCAAUUUGGAGGGCUCUCUUCUGGCUCGCUGACGGCCGCUGGUCCGCCAGUGCACGGGUUGCUCAGUCUGUAGCGAAUGGCACAUCAUCUGGACUUACUGACAUGACCUCGACGGCUUCGUCUACCGCCAAUACUAUGCCAUCAGCGCAGUCUUCGACCAGUGGCUUUCCUCCCGGGGAUCCAUUGAUACUCGCCCUGAUCAAGAAGGUAAUCCCAAGCUUGUUUCUUCCGGCUUUGACUUCAACUGUCGGCCAGGACGGUUCAGGCUCAACCCGUGCUGCCAGUACACCAAAACCGCGGCAUCCAUCGUGGCUGUCGGACGUGAAAUGUCUCAAUAAUUUCUCGUCUCCAACAAUUAAUAACAUGAUUAUCGACACCCUAGAAGGACUUAUCAUCACACUUGUGGUUCAGCCCAUGGCCAACAUUGCAGAAGGAGAGCGUGAAGCAGCGCUGCAACUGAUUGCCAAUGCCAAUAACCGUGUCAUUGAACAAGCACAAGCACAAGCGGAAGCGGAAGCGGAACGAGCUGAACCUGAGAGAAUCGGACGACGUGACGAGCCAAUUCAGCUUGGACAUGAAAUUCGUUCUGACACUGCUUCCCCCGCACCGUCCUGGUCCGACUCUGAUGAUGGACUUCCUGUUCUCGAGCGAGUUCCUGAGUCUUUACAUGACACUUUCGCUGCUGGUAAUAUAGUAGAUCCUGAUCGCCCUGUACCUCAAGAUCCUCGAACUAUCGCUGCCUUGAGAGUCAUGGAUGUUACUACUAGGUCGAAUGGCGACCGUGCAGAAUUGCAUCGGAUUAUACACGAGGAAGGUCUACAAGAAGAGAUGGCCUGGCUUUUGGAUAUAGUCAAUCGGGAAGAACCCACCGCUGAGGCUGCUGAAGAUACGAGAAUUGCAGAAAACUUGCAGGAUGCACUUCUUGAUGUGGAUAACGAUACAACUACUGUCUACGAGCGACCAGUUGAUGAGACAAAUGCUUUUGACGAUCCUCAACAAGUGGAGGAAUCAUCCAUCAUUCCACAAUCGAAUAUUCAAGCUCCCAAAGGAGCUGUGGAAAGACUCACCGAUUGGUUCUGGGGUGACAUCCCCAAUGAGAAUGGCUUCAAUGAGGAAUUACCAGAGCAUGAUAAUGAGCAUAUUGUACCAAAUGCAGAUCCAUUUCCUCCAGUGCCAGACCGACUGGAGGAUCCGGCAGCCAAUCAAGUCAUGGCAGCUGAUGCUGGAUUGGACGGAAAUGACAUAGAUGCAAUCGAAGGUGAUGAUUUUGACGGCAUCAUGGAUCUCAUUGGUAUGCAAGGUCCCAUCUUUGGGCUCUUACAAAACGGCGUCUUUUGUGCACUUCUGAUCGCCUUCACGGUAGCCAUUGGUAUUUGGCUGCCUUACUUGUGGGGAAAAAUCGCCCUGGUUCUUCUGGCCAAUCCUGUAGAGCUUAUCGUCGGUGUUCCCAUGACCGCCGUCACCGUUGUCGCCGAUAUUGCCCUUGACACCUUAAUAGGUGCUUUAGGCUACAUUAUGUAUACGAUGACCUCUGUUUUCAGGUUACUGUCCAGUCCAUUCAGUAGUCUUCUUCCUGCUGUUGAAUGGAUCCCACGAGGAAAAUUCGUUGCCACUGCCUCGCUAUCCCUCAUUGAUUCCAGUGCUCACCGUCUAAACAAAGUCGGCAGGGCGUUCCUUGUUUUCCACGAAUCAGAUAUUCCUAUGUUCUCAGUACUCUCGCACCAGGCUCUGAAGCUUCACCAGGCACGUCUCCUCGUAUUUUUCCAAUCGACGUUUGCUGUGUUCAAAUUUGUUUUACAUGACUUUCCCCUGCGCCUGGUCACUCUAGGGGUCCCAGGGGCACUGACGUUCGAUCUUGAUGCUGUUCAACUAAAAAGCUAUGCGAUACAUAUUCAGGAGCAGCUUGUCAACUUCACCAAGAUAUCGCUCUUCUCCAGUCCUAGAGCCAAAUUGAUGAUGGAUGCAAGUGCUGCCAAAGCAGCCUCGGCAACACUUCCAGUUGAUUAUGAUCUUGUCACAUGGGAUACUAAGGACCGUGCCAUCGCAAUCUCAAUGGGAUAUCUUCUCGCAACAGUCAUGGGAUUCCUUUACCUCCGCAUUACUGGGCUCUUAGCUGGCCCCAACCGCGGUCAAAGAGUCGACGGCAUCGUUGGCGAGGUGCUUCUUCAGGCUGCAGGAGUGAUGAAGGUCAUACUUAUCAUUGGAAUUGAGAUGAUCGUUUUCCCUCUCUACUGUGGCUCGUUGCUAGACCUUGCCCUGCUUCCUUUAUUCUCUGAUACAACUGUCGCAUCCCGUAUCGCAUUUACGGCGUCAUCUCCGCUUACAUCGCUCUUUAUACACUGGUUCGUGGGAACUUGCUACAUGUUCCAUUUUGCCCUUUUUGUUUCCAUGUGUCGCAAGAUUUUGAGAAAUGGCGUACUUUAUUUCAUCCGUGAUCCCGACGAUCCAACUUUUCACCCAAUACGCGAUGUCCUCGAGCGCAGCAUUACGACACAGCUUCGCAAAAUUGGAUUUAGCGCGCUUGUAUACGGCGCACUAGUCAUCAUCUUUCUUGGUGGAGUCGUAUGGGGUCUUCACUUUUCGUCUCCUGGUAUCCUCCCAAUACAUUGGUCUGCAAGCGCUCCUAUGCUGGAAUUCCCUGUUGAUCUCUUGUUCUAUAAUUUCGUGAUGCCAUUGGCCAUUCAAUCCGUUAACCCUUCAGAUGGGUUACAUGAAAUGUAUGACUGGUGGUUCCACAAAUGUGCUCAUUUCCUUCGCCUCAGCAAUUUCUUUUUUGAAGAGAGACAUCCUGAAGAAGAGGGAUGCCAUGUUCGACGAAGUUGGUGGAGUCUGCUAUCAGGGGCUCAAGGUGACUGGAAGCAUCCCAUCAUCGGGCCGGAGGAACGGGCAAAUGCAGACCGAGAAGCCCGUGACGUCUAUUUCCUUCGAGAUGGCAGAUAUGUUCGAGCCCCUGCCUCCGACCAAGUCCGCAUUCCAAAAGGGACUCUCGUUUUCCUCGAGGUCACUGAAGGUAACGAGCGUGUUGAUGGCAAACCUGAUCUGGAUGAUGGACUUCACGGUCGUUCAAGUACCAUGUUCGCCAAAGUUUACGUCCCGCCUAAGUUCUGGACCCGUAUCAGCGCCUUCAUUAUUCUCAUCUGGUUCUUCACUGCCAUAUCAGGUGUAGGCAUCACUGUGAUACCACUGGUUGUUGGCCGGAAGUUGAUCUCUUCCUGUUUCCCCAACCCGGCACCAGUCAACGACAUUUACGCAUUUUCCAGUGGGCUGUUCCUUGUUAGUAGCUUUUUCUACACUGCCUGCUACUGCCGUACCGCAAUCUCCUCAAUAAGAGAACAACCGGAAGCCUGUCUUCUUUCUCCGCAACAGCUGGCUCGAUUUUUUGUGGACCUUGCACUUGUUGCUGUCCGCCUAAUCUACAUCUCCAUCACCCUGGUUGUCUUACUUCCAUGUCUUUUCGCACUUCUUACUGAGCUUUACAUACUUAUUCCAGCCCAUACUUUGAUUGGCGACGGACAAUCUCAUGUUGUCCACGUAGUUCAGGAUUGGACACUGGGCGUCCUGUACGUCCAGAUGGCGAUAAAGCUGACUUUAUGGCACCCCGAUUCUUGGCCUGCCGCUGUUCUCAAUGGCAUUUUCCGUGAUGGCUGGCUCAAGCCGAAUGUGAAACUCGCCACGCGGGCCUUGAUUGUGCCCAUAUCACUAUUAACGGCCGUGGCAACCAUCGUACCCCUCUUGCUGGGAGGGAUUUUCCGAUGUUCCGUUUUCUAUUCACAUGAAUCAGCACAGCCGAACGUCUAUCGGUAUGCGUAUCCGGCUACGUUGCUCUUUGUCCUAGUCUCGUGGACAAUUUACCUGCUGCAUCGGCGGGUGGCAAUUUGGCGAAUCAACCUCCGUGAUGAAGUCUAUCUCAUUGGAGAGAGACUUCACAACUUGAGCGAGAAGCGGAGGGCACCGGAUGUUGGCGUCUCCAGUCGGGUCAUCACAGGAUGA
This is a messenger RNA of Penicillium taxi, 4377 nucleotides long. RefSeq names its product E3 ubiquitin-protein ligase SSM4. Gene Ontology annotation, cellular component: endoplasmic reticulum membrane. The record is from RefSeq and is a predicted model, not a curated record. Lineage: Eukaryota; Fungi; Ascomycota; Eurotiomycetes; Eurotiales; Aspergillaceae. The coding region runs from base 1 to 4377 and encodes 1458 amino acids. The transcript is spliced from 3 exons. Gene Ontology annotation, molecular function: zinc ion binding.